UUUGCACGCCCUGACUUAGAGCAAGCUGUACCCACUAAUCCGUGGAGAAACGUUCGGUAAGGUAAAGCUGUAGUUGUUGGUUCUUACUCGGCACUACAGUGCAACGACUUAAAAACGGGUUACAUUUUUCGAAGAAUCAACCUUAAACUGAGCGUAAUUGUGUUUCAAUUUCCAUGCCGGGUGUAAAGUGCACAAUGGCUCUAAAUGACGUUAAGAGAAUCACAUUAAUAUGAGAGCGUUUCCACUGAGAUGGAUGGUGGUAUUUGCGAUGCGUGGUGGGCUAAUUGGAAAUUUCAUUGGAAGUAUUAGUCGGAAAAAAACCGCUUCCUGUAACUGCCUAUCGCACAGAUAAAUGGAGUAACCGAAAGGAGGGGGCACAGAGAACUUCCCACGGCGUCCAUCAGAUGGUCAGUGGACUCGAGUGGACUCCAGUGGACUUUUCGCUUCAGGAGCGCGCCACUCACGCGUGUUAUUAAUACCACGGACAACGACGGAGAGUAACCUACGUCUGCGAGACGGACUAAAAGGUGAACCAAUCCGCAACUUCAGCGGGGGGGGGGGCGCACGCCGGACCUGGAGCGCCGGGAUCGCUCGUCUGUGCGUCCAAGUCUCUCCCUAAAGGGCGGCCUGGAGGGUACGACCACUGAUGCUCAUAUGACUUUAGACGCUUUAGCGUUUUCCAACAGAGCAACAGACUUUAUGGGCUCAUAUUUUGGAGCGGCAGAAAGAAGAACAUAACGUUUUGUUCAUUGUGGAACCAAAGGGACGUGAUCCCACAGGCUCAAAGGUCUACACUUCAACUUCUUGGAGUCCCUCUCUCUCCCUCUCCCUCUCUCUCCACGGGAGCUAUGAGCGGACUGCGCAAGCACGUCACUGUCGCGCUGGUGCUGCUCAUGUGCGCGCUGACCGGUCACUGUGGCGAGAGCGCGCCUUCGGCGGCCCCGUCGUCCGCAGCCGCAGGCGGCGAGCACGUCACGCAGGACUUGAGGCGGAUGAUGGAGGUCGUGAGGAACGUGGCGCACGCCCGGAUCCGCCACAUCGCGAACACGAAAGCCCCUGAGACCCCGCGGACUGCGAGCUCUGCGCUGGAACCGAAGGAUUUACGCGACUUGAAAACAAACAGGAGAGACCAGGUUGUCGUGUUCCCAAGAGAUCUCAGGAAAAAGACGAAGGAGGAAUUCCUCGAACACCUAACAGGUCCACUUUACUUCAGUCCCAAGUGCAGGAAGGACAGGAACAGACUCUACCACCAAACCAGAGACUGCACAACACCUCGAAACUUCAACAGAUGUUCUCGGCUUCUCACAAGACUAGCCGGCAGCCGGCAGUGCACGGAGGGGUAUCACACGCAAGGUAGACGCAAACGUCCUCCAUAAAAAAAGUGCCUUGGAGAGAAGCCCCAAAAAACGUUGACCCGCCCUAACUGACAUUUAGGCACAGUACUGCCCAUCACUGACGUUUUUCUCCGCUAAGGCGUGGACUUAUUCCUCCCGCCUCUCUGGCGGCGACUCGAUGGACCGUCUGUCACCAAGAGGGACGCAAAUCAGCCAAUAAAACGAGAGGAAACGAGAGGCUGAGAGAAACAAACACGGGGCCUACUUUCCUGCUGGCAUCCAAAAAGAUUAAAAAAAAGGGAUUGCAUAUUUUUUAAUUUAGCUCAUUUCUUUGAGAAGAGAGCAAGAACCAAAUGUACCAUAUAUUUUUAUGACUAGCUUUCUGCGAUUAGUUCGGUCCAGAUGAGUGUUUUGUGUGCUCACACUGAGAAAGAACUGUGAUUAAAUUAUUCAUUGCAUGGACAUUUCUCUUGUGUCUUUGCAAUGUUUAAAAAAAAGGAAGAGCCAGUUGUAAUUGUAGCCCUCUUGGGAAUCUAAAAACUAUAUUUAUAUAUUUGAGUUGUAACACGGUUUCCCUGUACAGACUAUAGGCCAUUUAACACAAGAGAAAUAUGUAUAUACUGUAUAGCAUAGGAGAAAUCCACCUAUUUACUGUUAUCCCUAUAAAUUAUAAUACUGGUACAAAGGUACAUGAAUCGUCCUUGUUGUCUGCUGCAGUAUUUCUUUUACUUUCCUUGUUAAGAUGUGGAAUGUUCCAUUGAUUGAUCACAUGACUGGACCGAGUCCUGCGACUAUGGUUUACACUGCAGCUCAGCCUUGACAAAAAGAGGGAAAAGUUAUUUUUUUUAAAGGGCCGAAUCACCAACUUAAUUUCUCUCUUUCACUAGUGAAAUUUAGCUCAUAGUUCUAUUGGGAGAUUUGAGGUGCACCCUGUUGGUUUAGGCAAAGUUCUUUGUUUUUAUUUUCAUUUCAUUUAAUCAGAAAAGAGGGAAAGCUGCAGGGAAAUAUGCAUUUGUUUAAAACAAACCAGAGAGCACAUUUAAAAACAACACCCUUUGAAUCCAUAGACUUCACAUUAGACAUUUUUCACUGCUCCUACAGUAAACAGUAAAAACAUUGUUCAAUGUGUAACCUGUGGAUUAUCCAGGGCAAUGUGUCUGGAACAUAAGCUCCUGUGGAAAGCCAUUCUUUGGUCUGUCUAAAAAAGAAAUGUACCAUGGCAUUUAGAAAGUGAGCCUCAGGGGUAUCGGUUAGUCGGCAUUUUACCGUCACUCAGAGCCGGCGUACACGUUUCCGCCUACUUUCAGGCGUCAAGCGUCUCGUCAAACUCCCUGCAAGAACAUGUUUCCAAAAUUGUUAAACUAUUCCUUUAACCUGAAUUUUGAAACUUUCCAGAUUGGAUUUUUCAUUUUUUUAUUUAUUGGAUCAACUUCUUCACCAGACCCAAAGGUAUCUGUUGUUUUUGAAAUCUUGCUCCAUUAAUCUCCGAUUUGCAUGCACGCUCCUUCACGGUUGACGCCCUAGUUGACAAGGGAACCCACCCUGAGAAUAAAUUCUUUUACAACUGGAAACCGUCCAGUUGGUUUGUCCAAACCUUUUGAGUCAACCCGUGUUUAAUGAAAUGCAGUCCUUUCUUAAUGUUUCUUAAAGAACUCCACCACGUGCCGAUGAAUCACACUGUACUGCCACUGGAAGUCCUCCCUCAUUGCAGGGACAGCAUCUAGUAAGUAGCCACUGGGCAGAAUAUAUUUUGAGUAUAUAAAGACCAAAAAGACCAUUCAAGGAAAACGAGUGGGAGCAGUUUGCAUUUUCUUAUAACUCUUUAAAACAUGAAUUAGAUAAUUGAUCCUGUUAAAAUGAAUAAUACUUUGUGCCAAUGGGUCAGAUUAAAAGGAGCUGUAUACCAAAGAAAGCAGUGCAAAGAACCUACCCAUGAACGUCCAACUAAAUAUCCAGGCAGAUUAGCAUUUAUGCUGGCAUUAACUUUGACCC
This is a messenger RNA of Pungitius pungitius (ninespine stickleback), 3326 nucleotides long. RefSeq names its product ALK and LTK ligand 2a-like. Bases 849 to 1376 code for a protein of 175 amino acids. Gene Ontology annotation, molecular function: receptor tyrosine kinase binding; receptor signaling protein tyrosine kinase activator activity. Lineage: Eukaryota; Metazoa; Chordata; Actinopteri; Perciformes; Gasterosteidae. The transcript has 6 exons. Gene Ontology annotation, biological process: positive regulation of ERK1 and ERK2 cascade; positive regulation of ERK5 cascade. The record is from RefSeq and is a predicted model, not a curated record.